CUAUGAUUGGGACGAGUGCGCCUGCGCGAUCAGCUGAACACCGAGGUGUGUCUGACUGUCUGUCCGAGACAACAUGGCGGCCUCCAUAAUGUACAGCCGGCUGUCAACAGGGCUGAGGAACCGGGCGCCCCGGGCUGCGCUGGCCUGUGCUGCACAGGUUCUCAGCGGAUUCCCUGGCCUGUUUGGGUUACAAGCACAGCAGCACAGAAACUUAUCCCUGCAUGAGUAUCUCAGCAUGGGUCUUCUUAAAGAUGCAGGUAUCGCCAUACCAAAAGGUUAUGUAGCAGAAACGCCGGAACAAGCUUUUACUGUUGCUAAAGAAAUAGGUUCAAAGGAUUUGGUAGUGAAAGCGCAAGUGUUGGCUGGCGGCAGAGGCAAGGGAUCCUUUGAAGGUGGCCUGAAAGGAGGAGUGAAGAUUGUCUACUCUCCAGAAGAAGCCAAAGCCAUUUCUUCACAGAUGAUUGGGAAGAAGCUGUUUACGAAACAGACAGGAGAAAAGGGCAGAAUAUGUAACCAUGUAUUCAUCUGUGAGCGCAGGUAUCCCAGGAGGGAGUAUUACUUCGCAAUUACCAUGGAAAGGUCAUUUCAAGGUCCUGUGCUGAUUGGAAGUUCUCAAGGCGGAGUCAAUAUCGAAGAUGUUGCUGCUGAAAACCCCGACGCUAUCGUCAAAGAGCCAAUUGAUAUUAUAGAAGGCAUUAAAAAGGAACAAGCUAUUAGGCUUGCAGAGAAAAUGGGCUUCCCAGAGAACAUUUUAGAUGAGGCUGCGGAUUGCAUGAUCAAUUUGUAUAAUCUCUUCAUGAAGUACGAUGCCACAAUGGUGGAAAUCAAUCCCAUGGUAGAAGAUGCAUCAGGAAUAGUGAUGUGCAUGGAUGCAAAGAUAAAUUUUGACACGAAUGCAGCAUAUCGUCAAAAGAUGAUUUUUGAUCUCCGAGACUGGUCACAGGAAGAUGAACGAGACCAACAAGCGGCAAAAGCUGACCUCAACUACAUCGGCCUGGAUGGAAAUAUUGGGUGCCUUGUGAAUGGCGCUGGCCUGGCCAUGGCAACAAUGGAUAUAAUAAAACUACAUGGUGGGACUCCGGCAAACUUCUUAGAUGUUGGUGGUGGUGCCACUGUCCACCAAGUAACAGAAGCUUUUAGACUCAUCACGUCUGAUAAGAAGGUUCUGGCAAUCCUGGUUAAUAUUUUUGGUGGGAUUAUGAGAUGUGAUGUAAUUGCACAAGGCAUCAUAAUGGCUGUAAAGGAUCUGGAACUUAGGAUACCUAUCGUGGUCCGUUUGCAAGGUACACGAGUUGAUGAUGCUAAAGCACUGAUAACCGCCAGUGGUCUGAAAAUUCUUGCAUGCGAUGAUCUGGAUGAAGCCGCAAAAAUGGUUGUAAAACUCUCAGAAAUUGUCACCUUGGCAAAACAAGCGCAAGUGGAUGUGAAGUUCCAGUUACCGAUAUAAUGCUGCUGUGGUGCUUUGUUGAAUUGGAAAUUCGUGUUUAUUUACUUUCUCUUGUUUAGGUUUUAAUUAAAUGCCUAAAAUACUUUCAAAUGGUUCGCGUUUAAACAGAGUUGCUGCUUUGGAAAUCAGUAACACGUCACAUAUAUAUAUUGACAGUAUUUUUACAUUCUGAAUUUUGCAGUGGAAUUUGUGGGCCUAAUUCAGAGUUGAUUGCAGCAGCAAAUUUGUUAGCAGUUGUGCAAAACCAUGUGCAUUGCAGGGGGGGCAGAUUUAACAUAUGCAGAGAGAGUUAGAUUUGGGUGGGGUGUGUUCAAACUGAAAUCUAAAUUACAGUGUAAAAAAUAAAGCAGCCAGUAUUUACCUUGCACAGAAACAAUAUAACCCACCCAAAUCUAAAUCUCUCUGCAAAUGUUAUAUCUGCCACACCUGCAGUGCACAUGGUUUUGCCCAACCGCUAACAAAUUUGCUGCUGCAAUCAACUCUGAAUUACCCCCUAUGUCCACUUUUUAUAGUUGACAAAACUAUAGCUUAAAUGUCACUUGUUCCUUAUUGUCCAGUGCCCACCAGUAGUUCUCAUCAAAAGUUGCAUAGCUAUAAUUGUACUUUGAAGGGGUUUGUAAGUGGAAAUAAUUUUCCUUUGUAUCUCCUGCUACGUUAAUGAUCUACAGCACUGUAUGUUCCAACAGCAAUUUGGUCUAAGCGGAAGACUUUGUUUGGCAGUGAAAUAUUGAAUGUAUUCAUGUAGGAACAUAUUGUAUUUUUGCUAUAGUUUUGUUUAAAGCAUUUGCUCGCAAUAUAGAUAAAUGUACAUACAUACAGUAGCAACUAGAUUGUGAUCCAAUGCUUGUUCAUUAUUUUCAUUGUCCAUGUUACACCAUGCCUGGCAGAACAGCCAUAUAUGUGUGCACAAACAACCAAUAAAGCCAUAGUUAAGAUUAAA
Messenger RNA from Pseudophryne corroboree (corroboree frog), 2387 nucleotides. RefSeq names its product succinate-CoA ligase ADP-forming subunit beta (gene SUCLA2). NCBI's taxonomy places the organism in Eukaryota, Metazoa, Chordata, Amphibia, Anura, Myobatrachidae. The record is from RefSeq and is a predicted model, not a curated record. The transcript is spliced from 11 exons. Gene Ontology annotation, cellular component: mitochondrion; succinate-CoA ligase complex. Bases 74 to 1447 code for a protein of 457 amino acids. Gene Ontology annotation, molecular function: succinate-CoA ligase (ADP-forming) activity; ATP binding. Gene Ontology annotation, biological process: succinyl-CoA metabolic process; tricarboxylic acid cycle.